AUGUCGGACACAUCAGUAAUCUUCGAUCAGCCAGAUCGCCGCGACAGUGAUACACACGAUACCACCUACAACGCUGAUGGAGAUGAAACUAUGAGCCUCUCACCCACUCCGCCAGUCACAAACGCACCUAAUGAUACCAUUGAGCAGCCUGGUGGCUCUUCAUUGACCGCGGGGCCAGGAAUAGCUCCGCCGAUAGCAGUGCAGGCAGUCAGCGGCCGGGACAGCACCUCGCAGCAGUCCCAGCUCCAGGCUCCGGCACUUGGUCAAGGCAAUACACAGCUCCAAUGA
Molecule: messenger RNA, 288 nt
Organism: Fulvia fulva
Lineage: Eukaryota; Fungi; Ascomycota; Dothideomycetes; Mycosphaerellales; Mycosphaerellaceae
Exons: 1
Coding region: 1-288 (95 amino acids)
Source: RefSeq, a predicted model, not a curated record